AUGGCCUUGGCCCUUGACCGACGGGCGGAUCCCCUGAACCUAGGGGGCGGCUGGGCCUCCCCGUCGCCUCUCCCUCCCUGGUCUCCGUGCCACCGACGGCGGAGGAGCACCGCCAUGUCGCGACGGCGCCACCGCUCUGGACCCAAGCUGGAGUAUGAGGAGCUGCGCAAGCAGGCGAAGCACCAGCAUGAGGCGGGCCCGCAGUGGCCCCAUACGCAGCGGCGCACUGAGCGUCCGUCCAGCCCCACCUGCUGGGGCCCCGGGGCCUGCUGGACCCCGGGCCCGUGGCGCUGCCCGCCCGUGGAGGUGUGGAAGCCCCCGGGCCGGGUGCAAGUGGUGCGAGUGUACGGACUGCGGCCCGCCUGCUCCUGCUGCUGCUCCUGCUGGAGCGGGCCUGACAAGCCCGGCUCCGGGCGACCCUACCGCAAGAAGAAGAAGAAGCGCUGGGGGCGCAAGGGCCGCGGUGUGCGCCGCGGCCAUCCCCGCCGCCCCCUGCAGAGUAGCCCGGCAGUGGACCUGAGUGCCCUGCUGCGCCCAGUCAAUCUGUAUGGCCGUAGGGCGCCCGGCAUGCGCGCCCCACGGAACACCACGCAGUUCAUAAUGAACCAGGUCUAUGAAGACAUGCGCAAGCAAGAGAAGCAGGAGCGCCAGCAGGAGGCCCUGAGGGCCCGCCAGGCCGCUGCCGCUGCAGCGGCAGCUGCUGCCGCUGCGGCUACCGUGGGGCAGGAGCAGGGAGUCCCAGCCGUGGCCGCCCCGUCCCGCCCGGACGGCAGCGCCGGGGCGCUCCAGCCGGUGCGUGGAGGAGGCGAGCAAGACAAGGAAAUGCAGCUGCUGCAGGAAACUUUCUACAGCUUCGUUCAGAAGCAGCUCUACUGCCUCGUGCCCAGCCCUGCGGCCAACGCGGCCAUCCAGGAGGACGAGGAUGAAGACGAGGAGGAAGAAGAGGAGGAGGAGGAGGAAGAGGAAGAAGAGGAGGAGGAGGAAGAUGAAGAGGAGGAGGAGGAGGAAGACGAAGAGGAGGAGGAGGAGGAUGAAGAGGAGGAGGAGGAGGAGGAGGGGCACCUGCUCCACCUGUCUCUGCAGCAAGAGGGAAUGGAGGAGGAGAGAGAGGAGGAGGAGGAGGAGGAGAAAGACGAGGAGGAUGAGGAGAAAGAAGAAGAGGAGGAGGAAGAGGACAAUGAGGAGGAAGAGGAAGAGGAGGAGGAUGAAGAGGAGAGGUAUGAAGAGGAAGAGGAUGAAUCAGAGGAGGGAGAUGAGGAGGAGGAAGAAUUCCAAGAAGACGAGGAGGAAGAGUUGAUGAAAGAGGAGGAUGACAUUGAGGAAGAGGAGGAGAUGGAGGAAGAAGAGGAUUACCAGGAGGAAGAGCAGCUGCAAGAUGAGGACCAACAACCUCUAGAAACCCCUCUCACCAGCCCGGCAACACCUGAAGAAGAGCCAGAAAACAUUUUGAACUGUCAUUUUUUAGCUCGAGAACGGAGAAUUGCCCAAAAGCUUCAAGAAAGAUGCCCAAUGAUUGUGCAGAAAGUUCUGUGUUAG
Molecule: messenger RNA, 1536 nt
Organism: Gracilinanus agilis (Agile Gracile Mouse Opossum)
Lineage: Eukaryota; Metazoa; Chordata; Mammalia; Didelphimorphia; Didelphidae
Gene: CCER1
Product: coiled-coil glutamate rich protein 1
Exons: 1
Coding region: 1-1536 (511 amino acids)
Source: RefSeq, a predicted model, not a curated record